This is a messenger RNA of Copidosoma floridanum, 2168 nucleotides long. Its product is annotated as putative inorganic phosphate cotransporter. The record is from RefSeq and is a predicted model, not a curated record. Lineage: Eukaryota; Metazoa; Arthropoda; Insecta; Hymenoptera; Encyrtidae. Gene Ontology annotation, biological process: monoatomic anion transport; transmembrane transport. Gene Ontology annotation, cellular component: membrane. Gene Ontology annotation, molecular function: transmembrane transporter activity.
AUGUCACACACCGGAAGGAGAGUUUCGAGGGUCUCCCUUGCGGAGAACAUGAAGCUGUCCCCGGAGAAACCAAAAGCUGCCAUUGGAGCUCGGCACAUUCAGGCACUCAUGAUGAUGGUAGGAUUUCUGUGCUGCUAUGCCAUGCGGGUGACCAUGUCAGUUGCCCUUGUAGUAAUGACAGACAAGAAAAAGCCCGAGUCCUACGACUGGGAAGCCCCGAUACCGGGCUUCAUCCUGAGCUCCUUCUUCUUUGGCUACGGGAUCACGCAGAUUCCUGGAUCCAUGGCGGCGCAUCGCUGGGGCGCCGCGCGCUUCCUCGGGCCCAUGAUCGGUAUCUGCGGCCUCGUAACUAUCGCGAUCCCCGCCGCGGCACGUUACGGCGAUUACCCUUUGGUUAUAACGUGUCGAGUUCUAUCUGGAUUCUGCCAGGGGGUCGUGACCCCGACCCUCCACACGCUGUUGGCCAAGUGGACGCCUCUGCCUGAACGGGGACGUUUCACAACCUUUGUCUAUUCGGGUGGUUGGGUGGGCAACGUGGCAGCCCUCCAGAGCUCGGGUGUGCUCUCGGCAUCGUCGAUCGGCUGGCCGAGCUGUUUUUACUUCUGGGGCGGCGCGUCUCUGGUAUGGACCGCGGUUUGGUACCUAUUCGGCCGGGAGUCGCCUGCCGAGCAUCCCAACAUACCGCUCGACGAGAAGCUUUACAUCGAGAGCAGUCUCGGAGUCGUUGAGACCGAUGAGCCGGUUUCGACGCCUUGGAGAUCGAUACUCACCUCGGUGCCGGUCUGGGCUCUUCUGGUCACCCAGUGCACCCAGGCGUGGGGCUUUUGGAUGCUUCUCACAAAAAUCCCAGCUUACAUGAACGACGUACUCAACUACGACAUACUCAGCAACGGUUUCAUGUCGUCACUGCCGUACCUGACUGCCUGGCUGGUCAGCUUUCCCGUGAGCAUAGUCUCAGACUGGGCCAUACGCACGGGCAAGGUGAGCACGCGCGCCUCGCGCUUCUUCUGCAACACCUUCGGGGAAAUCCUGCCAGCCGCGGCACUUGUUUGUCUGGCCUUUGUCGAGAACGACCAGAUCUUGGCCGUGGUCAUACUUAUUAUCGCCGUUGCUUGCAACAUAGCCGUCUACUGUGGCCACCAUGCCAAUCACAUGGAUUUGUCGCCGAACUUUGCCGGUCCACUCAUGGGACUCACCAAUGCCGCAGCUACGCUCUGCAGUAUACUUGCGCCAAUCGCUCAUGACUUUAUUGUCACGGAAAAGACUAGUUUAUCCCAAUGGAGGACGAUUUUCUUCAUGACGGCGGUGUUUUACAUCAUCGGGGCGAAUGUAUUCGUGUUCUGCGGAUCUGUCAAGACGCAGCCAUGGAACGACCCGAUAAAAACGAGAAAGAACAGUAGGACGUACGGGAUCCCGGAAGUUAUUGGCUCGGAGUUGCCAAAGGAGUUGAAAAAGAUCAACGAAAUCAAGGAGGAAGUCAGCGACGAGAAGGAAGAAAAAAUCGAGAGAUGAACCACAAUACGGGAUUCACGUGAAUCGAACUAAUAUUACAUUUUUCAUACAAGCAUUUAAACCACUCCACAUGUGAAAUAUGAAUCGUGAAUACAUUCCAAACCUAUUAGAACAUAAGAUCUUAUCGUUUAAGGCAGUAUGUAAUAGUCAUGUAAGGAGAAAAUGAUGUUGUGAUAUAUGUAAGAGUCCUUACAGGUUUAAGAUUGUUGAUGCAAAUGGAAUGUUGUUCAAGAAAAUUGAACGAACGUAAGUCACACAAAAUAAAAUUGCGUGAGUUACAUUACGUACGCAUGCACGAGUGCACUUAAAAAAAAACAAAAACCAAAAUAGUUAAUUGCAAAAAUGGAAACCUCAGCUCGGUUAUGUAGCCUAUGUCAAAAAAAAAAAAAAAAAAAAAAAAAAAAACACGCAUACUUACACUCACUUGGCUGUCUAUAUUAUAUACAUGUACGGGGUCAGGUCGGUCAGGAUCUGGAGGCCACCCUUAGCACACAGGUAACACGUAUGUAUGUGUAUACCGGUGAAUAAUGAACAUUGAACAAGUGAACACGGUUACACAGACUCGUUCUCGUGUGUUUGUAUAAUAUCGCGCGGUGCGGCCUGCUAGUAAAAACAACAAAUUAAGAUGUAUCUCUGAAAUUAAAAAAAAAAAAUAA